AUGUGGAGUAAUACUUCUAGAAGGACAGGUGAAGGUCCUAUGGACUUUGAAUGGCAAGAGAAAGGUGGCCCUAUGGAUCCAAAAUCACCAUUUCUACAAUUUAAAGCUAUGCAACUUGAUAACAAUUCUGCCAAACCAACCAAUUCUUUUCUAGCACAGAGCUCCACACCAGCUCCAGCUUUUCGAAAUCCAGCAUUCACAACACCUCGCAAGCCAUAUAAUUCAGAUAUCUACUCCGAAGCUUCGGGAAUUGAAUCUUCCCCCGGCGAGACUGCCGACGCAGAAGAUACACCUGAGAUACCCAAAACCUCCAGCAAAACCAUGACGGCUUUUUCGUCAAAUGCUUCUGCACGCAAACCGCUAUUUGGCAAAUAUGGCACAAAUUACAAAGGAACCAGUCCUGGCGCUCGUAAUGAUUUGCGCAGAAUGAAAUUGGGAGGGCAACCUAUAGCUAAAAAGCGAAAGCGUCAGCAUCGGGAUGAACGAGAAGAUGAAACAAUGGGGAUAGUGCGACAUCACAGGAAGGAUUCGGCUUCGGAAUCAGAGAGCGAAUCAGGAGAUUCAAGACCAAAUAGUCGAUCGACCGAAGCAAGGCAAGCGGGCAACACACCAGGCUGGUUCUCCUCCUUCCUAUCCGGUAUCGAGUCGCGACCCAAUCUUCCUAACAUUCUCUCUUACUACGCUCAAUUAACGCUCAACACUUUUGUCGUCGGACUAAUAAUGUUUGGGGUUUAUACAUUCUGGACUACAAUCCGAAGCGACGUUGACCAAGCAUCUCAAAAAGCCACCGCAGAAGUUCUAUCCGAGAUGGCCAACUGCGCAAAACAAUACACAGAAAACAAAUGUGAACCAAGCAUGAGAUUACCUGCUUUAGAAACUGUUUGUAACAACUGGGAUGCCUGUAUGUCUAUGGACCCCAAUGCUGUCGGACGAGCUAGAAUCAGUGCGAAAACAUUCGCAGAGAUUCUGGAUAGUUUUAUCCAACCUAUCAGCUAUAAAGCCAUGAUCUUCGUCGCCCUCAUCUUUACCCUCUCCAUCGCCGUAAACAAUAUGGCCUUUGGAAUGUUCCGUUCCAAACCCCCCAUCUUUCACCCCGAACCUCAACCUCACCCUCAGCAACAUCUCCCCCAACACCCCAACUAUUUCGGGCAACCAAAUCCAUGGGGAAUCCCCCAAACCCCUCAAUCACAUUUCGGUCCUUACGAACCCUGGCCCACCGGAGCCGGAACUGCUCAAAGAGCUCUCUUCCAGAGAAGCACUUUUGGAAAUCGGGAGCGAGAGAUGGAAUUUAAAACCAUCGAGAGGAGUCCGAGUAAGAAUCGCGGGAGGAGUAAGGGGAGAAGUCCGAGUAAGGGAGAUAGGAGAUAUUUGGAAUAG
Molecule: messenger RNA, 1377 nt
Organism: Botrytis byssoidea
Lineage: Eukaryota; Fungi; Ascomycota; Leotiomycetes; Helotiales; Sclerotiniaceae
Exons: 3
Coding region: 1-1377 (458 amino acids)
Biological process (GO): nuclear envelope organization; lipid homeostasis
Cellular component (GO): nuclear envelope; nuclear membrane
Source: RefSeq, a predicted model, not a curated record